Apis mellifera (honey bee) is the source of this 6155-nucleotide messenger RNA. RefSeq names its product serine/threonine-protein kinase 26 (gene GckIII). The record is from RefSeq and is a predicted model, not a curated record. The transcript is spliced from 11 exons. Gene Ontology annotation, molecular function: protein kinase activity; ATP binding. Lineage: Eukaryota; Metazoa; Arthropoda; Insecta; Hymenoptera; Apidae. Gene Ontology annotation, biological process: protein phosphorylation. The coding region runs from base 580 to 2622 and encodes 680 amino acids.
GAAAGCGGCCGCGGACAUAAUAACUGUGGCGGGCCAACCGGUCAGCGAGCCAGCCGACGUUCUGCCCGCGAAAACCGCGUUCCUUUCCUUUCUCGCCGGCGCGAGUCCAGCUUCGACCAUGUUCCACGAAAGUGUAGCAAACAUGGCGCGUUUUCCAAUCGUUGAAACGUGACUUGCCUUGCCUUAAAAUCGAAAAAAACAUGGAUACAGUAAUAACGACGUGGUGAACGAGACGAGGAAAGGAAUAAGUAAAUUUUUUUGGUGUUCAUCGAUGAGUGAUAACCGGAUACAGUGAUAAUAAUAGCCGACGAUUCUGGUCGGUGAUCGAACAGGAAUCCGUGAACGAUCGAUGCAUCGACGCUUUCAGAGAAGCGGUGGCGGGCCUUAAACACGAGGAGGGAGGUGUUUCCGAAGGAGAUGCGCGGCGAAGGGUGUUGCGCGAGGGGAGAUUGCGCGAGGAAACAGCUGGCCUCCGCGGAAUGUUGACCCAGUGAUCGGUGCCGCCCGUCGCGUGCGUGUGUGUGUGUGCCGAUUUGACAUUGAGCGGGGUGGGGAGGGGACGAGAAGUGCGGGCGAAAAAUGCGAAACGGCGGCCAGGCGCAGCAAACGGCGGUGAUGGCGCCGCCCCACUUGAACGGUUCCGCGCAGUUCGUUUCCGGUGGUUACGCGGGCUACGCGCCCCGCCAAUCGUGGGGCCAGCAUUUCCAAGGGGCCCAGCAUCCAAGGAACGCGGCCAGGCCUCUCUCGCAUCCGCCCCCGCCGCCCUCCAGAAGGGGGGACAGUCAAAGAUCUUCCGGAAAUGGAUCCUCCAUUCCUAAGAGCGCGCCUCUUCUGCAUUCCUCCAAGCCUGGAACGCACAGGAGUACCACACCCUCGAAGGUGGACCCCGAGCUGAUAUUCACGAAACAAGAACGAAUUGGGAAGGGUAGUUUCGGAGAGGUGUUCAAAGGCAUCGACAAUAGGACCCAGCAGGUUGUCGCCAUCAAGAUCAUCGAUCUCGAGGAGGCGGAGGAUGAGAUCGAGGAUAUACAGCAGGAGAUCAUGGUGCUGUCUCAAUGCGACAGCCCAUACGUCACCAAGUAUUACGGGUCCUAUCUCAAGGGAACGAAACUAUGGAUUAUUAUGGAGUACUUGGGUGGCGGCUCGGCCCUGGACUUGAUGAAGGCCGGUAACUUCGAGGAAAUGCAUAUCGCGGUGAUAUUGCGCGAGGUGCUCAAAGGGUUGGAUUAUCUUCACAGCGAACGGAAGCUCCAUCGCGAUAUUAAAGCGGCGAACGUUUUGCUGAGCGAGAUGGGCGACGUCAAGUUGGCCGAUUUUGGCGUUGCCGGACAGUUGACCAACACGACCAGCAAACGGAACACUUUCGUCGGGACGCCGUUCUGGAUGGCACCGGAAGUCAUCAAGCAAGCUUCCUACGAUUCCAAGGCUGACAUUUGGUCGCUAGGCAUCACGGCGAUCGAAUUGGCCAAGGGAGAACCGCCGAACAGCGAGCUGCAUCCUAUGAGGGUCCUGUUUCUCAUACCGAAGAACAAUCCGCCCCAAUUAACCGGAAAUUAUACCAAGCAAUUCAAGGAGUUCGUCGAGGCCUGCCUCAACAAGGACCCUGAAAACAGGCCGACGGCGAAAGAACUAUUGAAGUUCCAGUUCAUCAGGAAGGCGAAGAAAAACUCGUACCUGAUCGACCUCAUAGACAGAUACAAAAAGUGGAAGUCGCAGAGAAGCGAGGAAUCCGAGACGGAGAGCGAAAAUUCGGACUCGGAAGAGUCGAAGCAGGAUAGCGACAUGGACGAUCCAUGGAUAAUGACGGUGAAAGGUCCACACGUGGUCAAAGGUCCCGUGGUUCCUAUGCUGCCGUUGGACGAGCAGCCACCCUCGUUGACCCUCACACACACGCCGAAUCACAGAUCGGCGAAUCACAAUCAACAAGCGAAGCCACACGCGAACGGUACCUCGAGAUCUCCGCCAAACGAUUCCACGUUGAAUCAUUACAGGAGCGAGUCGAGGGAUUCGGUUCGCGAUGGCCAAGCGAAGCAUACGCCGUCCCGACCGCACGAGGCUGCGCCACCGCCGCCCGUGGACACGCGAGAAAAACGAGAGGACUACCGGGAUUUCAAUCGGGAUUCCUCGUUGAGGGAAUUGAAGGAGAUGCGCGAGAGCAGGGAGAGCAGGGACAGGGAGCGGGACAGAGAAGGGCGGGAAAGGGAAAGAGACAGAGAAAGGGAGUUUAGCGCGAAAGAGAAGAGGAACAGUAAACCGGACGUACCUGUCGUACCUAUGGUGGACCAUAGGCCCGGUGAAGACAAGCAGAGGCCAAGGAGCUCGCAGGAACUGAAGCAUUCUCGAAGCGCGGCCCUUUCCGGUGUUGUUUUACCUCUCCUGUCCGAGCUUCAAAGGAAACAUCAAUAUUCGGCAAGAGACAAUAAUGGUGAAGGCGGAAGCGGCAUUGGCAAGAACGGAGGCGCGAUAGAGGAACUGCGCAGCGCGUUCGAAACAGCGGAACGCACCUCGCCGGGAAUGACCGAGGCCCUUAUCAGGGAACUCCUCAAGUCUUUACUUCCUGCCAAUCAUUCGGAGGGUUGCCUGUUCAUGCUGAUGGAAAAAGUUAUCCUGAGGGAUACGUAGGGACGCGAGAGAGCGAGGGUUCGCAAGAGAUUGUGGUCCGAAAACAUCCUGACAUUGUAACGAUUCGUUAUUAUCUCGUUAUUAUAUCAGAGUAAUUAUUGAUCGUAAUGAUGCCGGUACACGUGUUGUUGACGAUUACCGGAUCCGAACGUAAGAGAAGAAGGGUAGAUAGAUGAAGAGAAAACAGUCGCUGCAACAGCCCGGAUAUUUUCUUUCCCCUCGGUCUGCAGAGAGAGAGACUAGGCUCGACAACAAAAGCUCGUCAAAUUGUAACUUUUAAUCCGAUUAUCCCGUUUCCGUGUCCAAUUCAACGCGAAGUGCUCGUUAGAUAGAGAGAUAAAAAUAUUAAUAUAGCGACAUAUUUUAUCGCGCGAAAUUCACACAUUUUAGAGAGCGAUAAUAUCGAUUUAUUUCCGUUCGAGAGCAGAGCAGAAGUUUAGAGAUUUAUCUACUACAGUAAAAAAAAAAAAAAAAGAAGAAGAAAAAAAAGGAAAAAAAAAGGAAAAAAGGAAAACAAAAAGAAAAGAAAAAAAAAAGAAGAGAAAAUUAUACCAUCCAAUUACCCUCGCGCGAGGGUAACAGUUACCGUUAAUUCUUAAAAAAAAAAAAAAAAAAAAAAAGAUAUUAGUCCCCCGAUCGUUAAAAGUUAGUAUUUGGAAAAAAUUAAGUAAAAAAAAAAAAUAAAAAAUAAAUAAAUAAAUAAAAAAAAAACAAAAAAGGAACGGAAAAAACCAAAAAAAAAAAAAAGAGCAAGAAAAAAAUGUAGGAAAUAGUUGAAAAAUAUUUUUGCAAAUCGUGCAACCACCCGUUCAGAAUUCUUUGUACGUUCUUCGUGUUCGGUAUCGACGCAACCUUUAAAGAGCGGAUGAUAUAACGUAUAGGUACAACGGUGGUCCGAUGGAUGGUGAAAGGGUAGUUUCGUUUUGAAGGGAUCUUGCCUCAAUUGUAGAUACGUCCGGAACAUGCACUAUCCUGUUUAUACCAUAUUCGAUAGAAUAUCGUGGCCGUGGUUGCGAAUUUCUUUCGAGUUGAUGGAUGAUUCGCGAGUUCGAAUCACGAGGAUUUGUUGUUUUUAUUGUUGUCGCGGUUGUUGCAACGAUGAUAUACGAAGAUAUUUAUUUUUAACCGAAAGAUUCGAAAUUCGAUUCGAGGUUAAUCAGUUAAUCGAACAAAAAUUAACACGAGGGGGGAAAAAAAAAAGAAGAAGAAAAAGCCUGUCCUUUCGAUCGAACGCCUCCUUCCCGUUCGUUGCUUCCUUCACGCGCGCUAGUGCAUGUUUCGGAUUCAGGAAACGUAAUCGAAGGAAGGGAGGAAACGCCUCCGUGCCACAGGGGGCUUUGUAAAUAUGUAUGUAGCACGAUAAGAUAGUCUUAUUGUUCUAAUGAUCGACGUCUCUGCCAGUCGGUUGCGCAGCUCCGUUAACGCGAUCCCAUCGUUAUUUACCAUGAUAUUUCUAAUACUAUUUUCCGUAAUUAAUAAACGAAGUAGAAGGGGGGAAAAGUGAGGGGGUAAAAAAAAAAGGGAUAAAAGAGAAACAAACGAAGAAGAAGAAGAAAAGAAAAAAAAGAUAUGAUGCGUUUAUGACUGACGUCCGUAGCGUAACCCGGUUCAGGAGAAAUAACCGAUAUAAUAAUAAUAAUAAUAAGCGAUAUUCAUCGAGUAGUUCAUGCGAAGUGGUAGCGCGCGAACCACGCGAAAAAUGCGCUUUCUUUCUUUCUUUCUUUCUUUUUUUUUUUUUUUUCCCCUUUUUCUCUCGAGCUAGAGUUCUUCCACACUAGUUUCGCCCGGAUAGUAGAGUUCUCUUAGUCGAGCCGUUCCACGAUCGAGCCUGAGCUGUGAUAACUUCCGCGAGACGUCAUCACUUAAUCCACGUUGUUUGUAAACUAAUGUAUUUUAUAAAGUAUAUUAUAUUAUAUAUAGAAAGAGAGAGAGAAUGAGAGAGUGAGAGAGAGAGAAAGAGAAGUUUAAUAAACGAGGGGAAUCGUUGCGUUUACCCCGCAGGAUGGUAGCAAACGAACAAACCAUCGGGACAACGAUCGUUUAUUAUCAUUUUUUUUUUUUUUUCAUUCUACGUUCGCGUGCUAUCCUGCAUCGUGAAAGAUUGAAACAGAGAAAAGAAAAAAGAAAGGAAAAAAUGAAUAAGAGGUGAUAAGAGUGCGAGAGCGUGAGAGAAAGUGAAAGAGAGAGAGAGAGCAAGAGGACGCGUGCGUGGCAAACAAGAAUGAGUAAGAAAAGAGAGAUAAUUUUAAAAAAAGAAGAAAAAGAAGAAAAAGAAGAAGAAGAAAAAGAAGAGGAAAAAAAAAGAAGAAUAAAAUUUUAGCAUUUGCGCGAGGAAAUGAAACACUAGCGAAAUGAAAUUAUUAUUAACGAGAAUAUAGUAUUAAUUAUAUCAGAAAGUCGUGCAGAAAAAGAGAGACGACAGAGAGAGACCUAACUAUCGUAAGCCCGCAAUACAAUAUUACGUAGUUGCGUUUUAUUCCAGUCACCGAGGCUGUAAUUGGGAGAGAGUCGUAAACUCCUACGAUUAUUAUUAUUAUUAUUAUUAUAAUAUAACGUCGAUGACCGACGAGGACGACGACGACGACGACGAACGAGAUAAUUGUUAAUACGUGAACACCUCUGAUCUCCGCUCUACCACAACCCCUUUUGUUCUCUCUUUUUCGACUCGUUCUCCUGCCGCCUGUAAUGUUUCUUUGUUUUUUUCUUUUUUUUUUUUUUUUUCUCUCUCCAUUCUUUUUCCCGAACCGAACGGAAGGGGAGGAGACACGACACGCAGAAAUAGACACGUAGGAUGAUUUUACUAUUCUUAUUAGUUGAAUUACGUUAGUUUAAUAUCACUAUCACUCUAUUGUUAAUAUUAUAGAUUUAUUCGUCUUUAUUGUUGUUUCACCGUUGGGGUUAGGUUUUCUUUUCGAUGACUUUUACGACGGUCGCUACCCCCCCCCCCCCCCCCAGUCAUCCUCAUAAAGCUGCCAUAAACGCUUACCGGCUACGCUCUAAUAAAGAAUUCAGAAAACUCGAAAGGUUUCAACGAAUUAUCUUUCCGUAUCUCUCUUCUUCCGAUCCUUUUUUUUUUUUCUCUCUCUCGCAACGAACGACUCCCCCAAUAUCCAAUACAGAGAAAUGCGAGUUGAAUUGGUGAAUUCUGAUCAAGUCGUUAUCAACGGUUUUUUUUUUUAACUCUUUCCGAGCAAGUAUACGCGAGUAUACUUUUUUGAAUCGCGAAUAUCGAACGUAUGGCUGUGUAAGCAGUGUGUGUUUAAAUCGUCGGAGAUCUGAGGCGUGGCGGUCCUCCAAUUGUUUAAAUUGAUCAUUUGUUAUUAUUUUUAUUUAAAAAAAAAGAAAAAUUCUCGAAGGGGUGGUGCACCAUGUACUCGUGUUGUUUUUCAUAACGAUUAAUUUUUUUAAUUGUCUUUCUUUCUUUCUUUUUUUUUUUACUUUUUUUUCUCUCUCGAAAUUCAACAGCAAUAAAUUAGAUAGUGCGCUGUAGUCGUAUUAGUGAUAUUUAAAAGAAAAAAAAAAAAAAAGCAGGA